Messenger RNA from Nematocida homosporus, 1038 nucleotides. RefSeq lists its product as uncharacterized. The transcript has a single exon. The coding region runs from base 1 to 1038 and encodes 345 amino acids. NCBI's taxonomy places the organism in Eukaryota, Fungi, Microsporidia. The record is from RefSeq and is a predicted model, not a curated record.
AUGCUGAUCCUUACUUUAGGUCGAUUUGUAUUGUCUAACAAACGCUACACCAACUUAGCGAUAGUAUCUGUCUUUUUUGUGCUAGUAGCUUUAUUAUCUCUGUCUAUCUCCCAAAUCAAAAAGGAAGAGAUACCUUGCCAUAGCGAUCAAUCAAUCAAAACCGGCGAAUAUGAAAAGGAAACAAUCUCGCUAAGCCAGCAACGACUUACCAAGUACCGUGAUCCAGACUACGAGAAGUACAACACAAUUCUAUUCACUGGUCGACCAAAGGAUGCCUGGCUAAUUUCACACAUUCAUCAAAAUGUCCUAGAAAUGCCCAACCGUACCAAAGGAUACGACAUUCAGGUGCCAGAGCCCAGUCCAUUAGAAAGACUAGAAUACUUCCUAGUGAUCAAAAUAGAAGAGAGUUCGACUCCUCAAGUCACUAUAAUUAACAAAGGCUGGCAAGUAAAUUCAGAUGUUUUAUCCCUAUUCACUAACAAGAUGGACUUUAGUGCCAAAACCACGAUUCGGUCUUUUGUCUUUCCAGAUGUGGUGUUCAAUCAAUUAACCGUGCAGUGUGACCAGGAGAGUAUUGCUAAUCUACUUGAUGUCCUCUGGAAUAUUAACAAUCUUUAUAGCCACUCUUUAGGCGUGUAUUUCUACUGGGUGGUCGGAGAUAAGGCCUUUUUCCUCUCUUCAAUGGCCCCUUUAGUGAUUGUGCUUGGUCUAUUACUUCUCUUUAUUGAGCUGAUUGCUGGUGGCAGCUUUCAACCAACCAUUGUGAAAGACCGAGCAUACAUUUUACUGAUCCCAUUCCUAGCACCCGGACUUAGUCUUUGGUUUGGAUUAAUGGAGCCUUUUGACCUUUUUAUUCUCUACUCCUUACUGGUUCUUCUUCACUUCCCCACGGCACUCAUACUGGCCUCGAUCAAAAUAGCUUGGUUUGGUUAUUGGUUAAUCUUAUCUAGGGGAAGAAUCUGUUUUAUCCACAAAAGACACUUUGAUCUCCUUUCACAUGAACAAAGCAAGCAGCUAUCCUGUAGCUCAGCUCAAUAA